Messenger RNA from Ornithorhynchus anatinus (platypus), 899 nucleotides. It is a transcript of the gene FIMP1, whose product is annotated as chromosome 2 C16orf92 homolog. The record is from RefSeq and is a predicted model, not a curated record. NCBI's taxonomy places the organism in Eukaryota, Metazoa, Chordata, Mammalia, Monotremata, Ornithorhynchidae. The transcript has 6 exons. Gene Ontology annotation, biological process: fusion of sperm to egg plasma membrane involved in single fertilization. The coding region runs from base 469 to 801 and encodes 110 amino acids.
GUAUAGUACAGCACUUAGUAUAGUGCCUGGCACAUAGUAAACAUUUAACAAAUACCAUAAAAGAAGAAAGCAUUACAACAAAAUUUAGCUUGGAGCCUAAUGCAACACGGCCGCCGGACUCUUUCCGACAAGACGUGCCGGCCUCCGUGAUUCGGUUUUCUUGUCGAUCGGAGAGCUGCCCCGGCUUAAUGCCAGUCCAUAACGCCCGGCUGAUUUGGCAGAGGAGUCGACGGCCGUUUCCGUGUCUUGGACCUCUGUGGUUUGACCAUCUGCUGACGCUAGUUCUUGAAGUCUGUCUCCAGGACCUGGGCUGAUGGUUGAAAGCUUUUCGAGUCGGAAGAGUGCAACCCUCAGAGCGGCGGAGCAACUGUCAGCCAGACGCCGUGCUCAGUGGCAUUUAGGCACAACAGCAGCGGGGAGCAGACAAACAGCCGGGAGCUCCAGUUACGGAUCUGCCCCCACUUGAGGAUGAGCCGCCCGAGAGCCUCAGCCCCCCCGAUCACUGUCCCCGCCGGGCGGGGGACCCCCUUUCCAGGUCAUGACCCUCAACGCUCCAUAGAGCCGGCGCUUGACCAAGAGAUCAUGUUUCUUGGAGAGCCCAACUGGUUUGAUUAUGCAGACACGGAUCAGGCUAAGAUCCUAGUGGUCUAUCACCUCAUUGGAGAGAAACCCGUCUUCUUUUCGUCAAAAACCUACAGUUCCAAGUUCCUGGGCCAGGUCCUCUUUGGGUCAUUUAUCCUCCUCCUCCUCCUCAUCAUCUUCCAGUUGUGCUACCACAUGUACUGCAAGAAGGGGCCCUGAGGAGCUGGACAGCCCAUGCCUUGAUGUAGACCUAUCUGGUUUGGGAUACGCAAUCUGCUCGAAUCAGUCCUGAAUAAAAGAGUCCCUUUUCCUUAUCA